AUUGGUGGUGGAAACUGAAAGUAGUCUCGACUAGACUCCAGCGUUGGCUGUUUGUUGUCCUUUUCCUAGAGGCGAAUGAAUUCCACUCUGGACAAUGACCCAACACACCUCCAGGCUGUGUAAGGGCUAUUUGACCAAGAAGGAGAGUGAUGGAGUGCUGCAUCAGAUGACCUGGCCUCCACAAUCACCUGAUCUCGAUGUUUUGGAAUGAGUUGGACCGCAGAGUGAAGGAAAAGUAGCCAACAAGUGCUCAGCAUGUGUGGGAACUCCUUCUAGGCUGUUUGAAAAGCAUUCCAGUAUACCAGGUCUGUCAGCUCUGGGGAAGCUGGACCCCAAGGAGAGUGAAAUGAUCAUGGAGUAUUUCACAACACAGGUGCUGCUGCUGAAGGAUAAGGAACUCUUGCAGAAAACGGUGAGAGAAGAGAAGAAACUGUUGGUUGAGAACGCUAAGCUGAAGAAAGACAUCUCUGACCUGAAGAUUCUACUGACUGAGAAACAACAGAAGAAGAAAGCCAAAGCAGCAACCGCCUCCAAACUUACUGCCCCGGGGUCCACAGCUUCCCUGUCUGCCCCCGGCACCAACCCCAAACCCGGCAGGGAAAGAGAUGGGAGGAGGAGGAGAGGAGAGAGAAAGGGGAGGAGAGAGAGAACAAAAUCUGAGUCUGCGUUAGAGGAGGAGCCUCGCAUGGACGUGUCUCGCCUCGACCUGCGGAUUGGUCGGAUCGUUGGCGUCCGCUACCACCCAUUGGCUGGGGCUCUGUAUGUCCAGGAAGUGGAUCUGGGAGAGCCCGCCCCCCGCACGGUUGUCAGCGCGCUACGACACAUUCCUAAAGAACAGCUUCAGGGUCGUCUGGCGGUGUUGCUGUGCAAUGUGCGUCCUUGUCGGGUGAAAGGCGUGGUCUCUACGGCGAUGGUUCUCUGUGGCUCCGCCCCUAACGCCCACGAUAACGAUAACGAUGAUGACGCACAGGUGGAGUUUCUGGAACCGCCCACUAACGCUGUACCUGGCGAUAGGGUCACUUUCUACGAUUAUCCUGGGGAGCCAGACCGGGAGCUGAGCCCCAGAGAGAAGGUGUGGGAGCAGAUCCUUCCUGAUCUGCAGACGGACUCCAGGGGCGUGGCCACCUACAGGGGGGUGGGGUUUGAGGUUCGGGGGAAAGGCCUCUGUAGAGCCCCAACCCUCACCAACAGCAUUAUCAAAUAAACACUCAGUCAGACAACGCAGGGGAACCGAUGAAUACACACACACACACACACACACACACACACACACACACACACACACACACACACACACACACACACACACACACACACACGGGAACACACGCGUGGGAACAGGCAGACACAUACACACUUCUGGGUAAGCUUUAAGCUGAUUGUUAUUGUCAGAAUGUGAGGACAUUUCAAUAAAGUUUUUAACAAAUGUUGAAA
Messenger RNA from Salvelinus fontinalis (brook trout), 1434 nucleotides. RefSeq names its product aminoacyl tRNA synthetase complex interacting multifunctional protein 1b (gene aimp1b). The record is from RefSeq and is a predicted model, not a curated record. Gene Ontology annotation, molecular function: tRNA binding. Bases 347 to 1204 code for a protein of 285 amino acids. The transcript has 8 exons. Lineage: Eukaryota; Metazoa; Chordata; Actinopteri; Salmoniformes; Salmonidae.